Messenger RNA from Trichoderma gamsii, 1452 nucleotides. RefSeq lists its product as hypothetical. The record is from RefSeq and is a predicted model, not a curated record. The coding region runs from base 1 to 1452 and encodes 483 amino acids. The transcript has 2 exons. Lineage: Eukaryota; Fungi; Ascomycota; Sordariomycetes; Hypocreales; Hypocreaceae.
AUGGGUAUCUUUGGACGAGCCGCACCGGCUCACGUGGAGACCGAUAAGGUCAUCCCGUUGGGCUUCCUGGACAAUAGUCCGCUAAUGACAAGAAUUGUCCUCUACAACUUGAUGGUCUUCGAUGACGUUCUUGAUCCCGAGAAGCUUCGAGAUGCCCUCGACCGGCUGGUGCAAAGGCCAGGCUGGGGGAAGAUGGGUGCUCGGCUCCGAAAUAAUGCCAAAGGCGUAAUCGAAUAUCACGUCCCGGCCGUCUUCUCUCACGAACGUCCAGCCAUCGGCUACAGCCACAUCGAACAUGAUAUGAAGAGGGAAGACCACCCGUUAGCAAGCAGGCUCCCCAAGCCAACAACCAACGCCGGCGCAACAAUCGUGGCAGACCCCGAUGAGUUUCUACCGCUGGCCAAAGGGCCCGACUGUCCAGCUGUCGUCGACGACUACCUAUACUCAGACCGGCCCCUAUUCGGCCUCCACAUCGUCUCGUUCACAGACUCAACGCUUGUCACGCUGCACUGGCUGCACGUUGCUUGCGACACGCUGGGCAACAAGGCCGUGAUGCAGAACUGGAUGCUGAUGCUUCAGGGGAGAGACGACGAGGUUCUUCCACAGGCCGGCUUCGACAGCGACCCCUGCGCCGACCUCGGCAAGUAUCCCAUCGAGACACACGUGCUCGAGAAAGAGCGCAUGUCCAACGGCGCCAUGGCGGGCUGGGUCUUCAACAAUCUGGGCGAUCUGGCGUUCCGCGCAAAAGAAAACCGCAUGGUCUGCCUGCCCGGCGCGUACGUGGACAAGAUGUACGAAACCGCCAUGGACGAGCUCGCAAGCCAGGCCGAGCUGAGCAAGAAGCCCUUCCUGACCGAAAACGACGUCCUCACAGCCUGGUGCACCCGCAUGGCCCUGAGCCACCUCCCACCAGACUCGGACACGCCCGUCACGGUCCAGGUGGCGGGAUCAAUGAGAAAGGCGCUCAAGGUCGACCUGCUGCCCACCGACCAGCCGUACGUCUCAAACUGCUUCGGCUUCAUGAACGUGCUGCUCCAGGCCGGCGAAAUCCUCAACCACCCGCUCAGCUACACGGCGGCCAAGAUCCGCGAGGCCAUCAACGUCCAGCGGUCGCGCGGCCAGCUCGAGGCCUACUGGGCCAUGUUCCGCGAGCAGUCCGUUGCGCUGCCGAUAUUCUUUGGCUCGAGCCGGACUCAUCAGCUGAGCUACUCCAACUGGACCCGGUCGGACCUCUUUAACACAGACUUUUCUGCCGCUGCUGUUAAUCCACGCAGCGAGCCGUGUCUGCCGUCGUAUAUCAACCAUAGCCAGAUGCCGUUUCAGUUUGGAGAGGGCUUUCUCUUCAUGGGUAAGGACUCGAAGGGUAACUACUGGAUGUGUGGAUACCGUGUUAAGGGGAAGUGGGCGGAGAUACAGAAGACGCUGGAUGCUGAGGCUAGGGCCAUGGCUUGA